Molecule: messenger RNA, 2752 nt
Organism: Labrus mixtus (cuckoo wrasse)
Lineage: Eukaryota; Metazoa; Chordata; Actinopteri; Labriformes; Labridae
Product: CTD small phosphatase-like protein 2-A
Exons: 13
Coding region: 161-1588 (475 amino acids)
Cellular component (GO): mitochondrion
Molecular function (GO): phosphoprotein phosphatase activity; FAD binding; sulfide:quinone oxidoreductase activity
Source: RefSeq, a predicted model, not a curated record
ACAGUCAUUCUGGCAGAGUUUGAUUACAAUUUGCAACCCCUGGAAACAUUCCCCAUCAACCAAGCCAAAGAAAGAAAAGUGAUGUACCACAUGAAAGCUGAUAUGAUGCCUCACCUCUACUGGCAUGGCCUUCUAAGAUUUAUCUAUGUGACGUCGGAGCAUGAUGAGGCUGAGAGUGCGUAAAGCUCCUCAGCAGCCAAACAUAGGCCGUCCAACACAUCCAUCCAAGGCCAAACGGAAACACUGUGAAGUGGAGCCAUCCCCUGUGAAAGGUCGAGGCAAAAUGCAGAAGAAUGAGACCGGCCUGUUCUCCACGAUAAAGAAGUUCAUCCGUGGAAAUGCUGUCAAGGUGGAGCAAGAUAUCCCCGCCAAGAGGAGUCGUCUUGAUUGUAAUUCUGAUAGCAAUCUAAUCACUUCAACGCCACAGACUAGAGGCCUUGCCAACAAGUCGGUGUCCAGAGUUUGCCGGAAAACUCCAAAUAAAGACACAAUGACGUGCAACAGUAAACCUAUUAAACCCAAUGGUAAACUUGAAGUCCCAGUCGAAGCAGCAAGCAGCCCACCUCGCACCACCCUGCUUGGAACCAUCUUCUCUCCAGUCUUCAACUUUUUCUCACCAGCAACAAAAACGGCCACUCCUGGUUCAGACUCUCCUGGCCAAGCGAUGGAGGCAGAGGAAAUCAUGAAACAGCUGGACAUCGAGCAGGCAGAAGAAAUGCCGAGCAGCACCCUCACAUCCACAGAAGGCAUCACCCCAUGUCACACAGCCCCGAUUCUACCACAGAGGCUUCAGAUGACCUCUGAUACAACCAUAGAAGAAGGAGAGAUCGUCACCGAAACUGACAUGCCACCACUAACAGCAGUUCCUGGUUGUAUGCCGGAUGGUGGCUACCAACACACAUUACCUCCAGCUCCUGCAGAAACCUCAUAUGAUGAGGACUGGGAAGUUUUUGAUCCGUACUUCUUCAUCAAGCAUGUGCCUCCGCUGACAGAAGAGCAGUUAACACGUAAACCAGCGCUACCUUUAAAAACACGCAGCACGCCAGAGUUUUCUCUCGUCCUGGACCUGGAUGAAACUUUGGUCCACUGUAGUUUGAAUGAGCUAGAAGACGCAGCCCUGACAUUCCCUGUGCUCUUUCAAGACGUUAUAUACCAGGUGUAUGUUCGGUUGAGGCCCUUCUUCCGUGAGUUCCUUGAACGCAUGUCCCAAAUGUAUGAGAUUAUCCUCUUCACCGCGUCAAAGAAAGUCUACGCUGACAAACUGCUCAACAUCCUGGAUCCGAAGAAACAGUUGGUCAGACACAGACUAUUUCGUGAGCACUGCGUGUGUGUCCAGGGAAACUAUAUUAAAGACCUGAACAUUCUGGGACGGGAUCUUUCCAAGACGAUAAUAAUCGACAACUCACCCCAAGCCUUUGCCUAUCAGCUUUCCAAUGGGAUCCCUAUUGAGAGCUGGUUUGUGGAUAGAAAUGACAACGAGCUUCUAAAGCUCGUCCCUUUCCUCGAGAAGCUGGUGGAGCUGAACGAAGACGUCAGGCCGCACAUUCGAGAACAGUUUCGUCUGCACGCCCUCCUUCCUCCAGACUGAACGCCUCAUGUUCCUCUUUUAUGUCCCAGAUGGUAUCAACAUUGGAAAAAAAAAUCCCAGAAGAAAAUAUUCAAUGAAUUACUCUUUGCAAACACAACAUUGCCAUUCUACCGUAAUUGUUAUACUUUUUUUAAUCAUGAAAAAAAAAAAAAAGAUAAAAUAUGAAGCUAUGUCGGAGUCAAAAAGCCCGGGAUGUUUUUGAACCAGACUGAGAACAAACUUUUCACUUUUUGCUCACUACUUUUUAUUCCGACAUUUUGAAAAACGGCCUCCUGGAAGGUGUUCAGUCUUUUUAAGAACCAUUUUUGGAUUGACAAAAUUGAAUGUCAUGCAGUGUUGGAUUAUGUGGACCUUGUCGGCUCCAGCCUGACCUUGAACGGCCAGUAACACUUGUAUCAUAUUCACUCUGUUGUAGAUACUGUACAUAUGUUUUUUCUUUAAGGUUUUUAAGUUGUUUUAUUUUCACUUCAGGUUUGAGUAUGUAUUCUCUGAUUGGGUUGCUUUUAUAAACCAACAUGUAAGUAUGUUUGCUUUGAAGUUGUUGAAGAAACGGCUGCUUCUCUGUUGUAUGCCUGCCUUCUUCCUGUCAUGCUUUACUCCAUUACAUGCAGCUGUCUGUAACAAGGUGCAGUUUUGUUUUUAUAAAAAAAAAAAAAAGAAGUAUCUUAGGGAGGAAAAUGUUUCAGAAAGGAUAUUUUCAAAGUGUAUGUAAUGUAAGCUGGAAUAGGGUCUGAACUGAAUACAAAGCCAUCAUGGCUGAAUUCUAAUUAGAGAUUUCUAUUUGAGCGUCCAUGUCUGAUUACGACACCUUGAUCAUCCUGCGGCGGGGUGGGGGUAGGGUGGGAGAGGUUCAGGCAUCUUGCACUUUGACAUCCAGCCCUUUGUAAGUUGAUGUGAAAUCUUGUCACUUUUCUACACAGGUGUGUAUCACCUCAGUUUGUUAUGUGUGUGUGGGGGAGGAGGAGGAGGGGGGGAGGGGGGGUUAAAUUGUAGCACCAGCAAAUUGCCAACAUGUUUGCUUUAAAUGUUGUUUUUCCAAGACGUCUUGUUUGUGGGAUCUUUACGAUGUAGGAGUCACGAGUUUUAUUGACUAUUGAAUGAUCACUCCUGUUGUAUUCAGUGUUACUUAAUGGUUUCCUUGAAAAUAAAAACAUUUUUAUACGA